Messenger RNA from Dermacentor andersoni, 1277 nucleotides. NCBI's taxonomy places the organism in Eukaryota, Metazoa, Arthropoda, Arachnida, Ixodida, Ixodidae. The record is from RefSeq and is a predicted model, not a curated record.
AUGCGCGCGCCCCCGCUUAGGGUGAGGUCACCCUUUGAACCAGCCGGCGCCGCCUAAACCUGUUUUCGCGCGCUCCCUCCGCCAUUGCGUUGCCCGCGUCGACUUCGCCGCGCUGCUGUGCGGGCGUCCUCGAAACGCUGCUGCGUUCGCGCGGCUUUCAUCGGCGUAGAAUGCCUGGAUGUUGUGUUCCUCAGUGCUCCAACCAUUCGAGAAAUGGUUGGAGGAUGUUCCAUUUUCCAAGGGACCCAAAAAGGCGGCUUCUGUGGCUGGUGCGAGUCAAGCGUGACAAGUGGCAACCGACGAACUCCUCGUGUGUCUGCAGCGCUCAUUUCGAAGCCAGCAGCUUCGAACAGAACCGCGCGGAUGGGUGGAAGAAGCUCAAGCCUAAUGCUGUACCAACGGUGUUCCCAUUCAAAGAACUUCCUAAAGAGCGAAGGCCACCAAGGGAACGAAAUGCACACGUGCCUGCAUUAUUCAGUGACGACGCAGCCGCACACAAUUCUUCACGAGAAGUGAGAAACGUUCUUCCCUCAACUACGCAGGAAUUUUCUCCCGCUGAUUCUUCGUCAGACGGGGAGAUAAAUGAGAGAUUGGCGGCUACGGAAACCAACAAUGCUAAUGGGCAACUUACUUCGACCCCCAGGGAUGCACGGCUUCAAGAAACUGCAAUAGUUACUGCGACCCAACCCCUCGAUUCUGAGGCAGCUGAGCUUAGGAAGAAGAUUGCAGAUCUCACAGCAGCCAAUAAUAAGCUUAGACAACAUCAUAACGAAUCUAAGAACACUGUCAAAAAACUACAGAUGCAGGUACGCAAGCUGCAGAAAGAGGCAACUAAUUUCUCACGAAAUACGAAGUUUUUAAAUGAAGACCAAAUUCGUGCUCUUUCUCGAAACAACAAUCAUGUGCGCACCAAAUACUUUGUUGCCAAUCGGGGCCAUCUUCUGAUGCACUUUCAGGGACGGUUCGCGCGACACAACUGUACUGUAAAGCGGGCGCUGAGCAGUAGAGAACCUAACCACCUCGUGGAGCACAGUCUCGCGCAGGGAAACCUGUCACGCAGUGCACAGAAGGCAGCGGCGAUCUGUGAACUUCGAGACGUGCGACAAUCGACACGGAAGCCUUCCUGGGCCUCCUUGCAUAUCGAGUACUUCGUGGAUCAAGCACAGAAACCCAGGCUGGCCGAUGAUGCCAUUGUACACCUUGUACGGAGCGCCGCCGGUGUCACCAGUCCUGUCAGCUGCUGCAUGGGGCUGCACCGUCGCUGCGGCAAAUCUUAA